UAUGUACAAGCAAUACAAUUGAUCCCCUUUUAUAUUUUCACUCUUCUAAUAAAAAAUAAUAAAAUAAUAAAAUUAGAUGCACAAAAAAAUAUGUGCACACGAAAACAAUAGAACAGUGAGUUUUAUUCGGAGCAAAUCUCUGACGGUCCACAAAUUCAAGAACCUAGUCAAACUUUAUCAAACAGAAUUGUUUCUGUUUCUUCACAAGCUCUGAUCUUUUUAGUUUAGAGAAGGUCGGCAGGAAAGGAUUUUUAUCGGGGAUUCUGGUGGGCAAUUGAUUGGAGUCCCAGGGGGGUAAUUGAUUGGAGUCCCGCCGGUUGCAAGCUCUGUAACCGCGGGCAGGAGAUGUCUAAAUUUCAGGGCGUUCUUGUAUCAGAUCAGUGGCUUCAAAGCCAGUUCACACAAGUUGAGCUACGCACUCUCAAGAAUAAAUUCACAACUAUAAAAAACAAGAAUGGCAAAGUUACAAUUGGGGAUUUGCCGCCUGUACUGGCAAAACGAAAAACUUCGAGUGAGGUAUUUACCGAGGAAGUUAUCAAAGCGUUAUUGGACGAAUCAGGGUCUGAUAUGAGCAAGGUGAUCGAUUUUGAAGGAUUCCUCAGGACCUUUUUAGAUUUGCAAGCGCGAGCUGCUGCUAAAUUGGGCAAUUCGAAUAGCUCAUUCCUUAAGGCCACAACAACUACUCUCCUUCACACUAUAGUUGAAUCAGAGAAAUCAUGUUAUGUCGCUCAUAUCAACAGCUAUCUAAGGGAUGAUCCUUUCUUAAAACAGUUUCUUCCUAUAGAUCCAAAAAGUAAUGCUUUAUUUGAUCUGGCAAAAGAUGGAGUUCUAUUAUGCAAGCUUAUCAAUGUUGCUGUCCCGAAUACAAUUGAUGAAAGAGCCAUUAACACCAAAAAAGUACUAAAUCCAUGGGAGAGAAAUGAGAAUCAUACGCUUUGCCUCAACUCUGCCAAGGCUAUAGGCUGUACCGUAGUUAACAUUGGUACCCAAGACCUCGUUGAAGGAAGAACUCAUCUGGUACUUGGAUUAAUCUCUCAAAUCAUUAAGAUUCAACUAUUGGCAGAUCUUAACCUCAGGAAAACACCCCAGCUUCUUGAAUUGGUGGAAGAAAACAAUGAUAUUGAGGAGCUUAUAGGAUUACCUCCCGAGAAAGUACUUUUAAAAUGGAUGAACUUCCAUCUCAAGAAAGCCGGCUAUAAGAAAACUGUAGCAAACUUCUCUUCUGACUUGAAGGAUGGGGAAGCUUAUGCCUACUUGCUUAACGUUCUUGCACCAGAACACUGCAACCCAGAUACAUUAGAUGCCAAGGAUCCUGUUGAAAGGGCUAAUAUGGUACUCGAACAUGCAGAGAAAAUGGAAUGUAAAAGAUACUUAACUCCAGAAGACAUCGUUGAAGGCUCGUCAAAUCUGAACCUUGCAUUUGUUGCUCAGAUAUUUCAUCAAAGGAGUGGCCUGUCUGCAGACAGUAAAAAAGUUUCGUAUGCAGAGAUGAUGACUGAUGAUGAGCAGAUAUCUAGAGAUGAAAGGUGCUUCAGAUUGUGGAUCAACAGUCUUGGCAUUUCUACUUAUGUUAAUAAUAUAUUUGAGGAUGCAAGAAACGGAUGGAUGCUCUUGGAAGCACUUGACAAGGUUUCUCCAGGAUCAGUUAACUGGAAGCAGGCAACAAAGCCUCCUAUCAAAAUGCCAUUUAGAAAAGUAGAGAACUGUAACCAAGUUACUAGGAUUGGGGGGCAGCUAAAAUUUUCUUUGGUGAAUGUAGCUGGCAAUGAUUUUGUUCAAGGGAAUAAAAAACUCAUACUCGCUUUCCUGUGGCAGUUGAUGAGAUUCAAUAUGCUUCAACUCUUAAAGAACUUGAGGUCGCGCACUCAAGGUAAGGAGAUCACUGAUGCUGAUAUAUUGAAUUGGGCGAACAGAAAAGUGAAAAGCACCGGCAGAACAUCUAAAAUUGAGAGCUUUAAGGAUAAAAGCCUUUCAAAUGGCUUAUUCUUUCUUGAGCUUCUCAGUGCUGUAGAACCAAGGGUCGUCAAUUGGAAUCUUGUUACCAAGGGUGAAACUGAUGACAAGAAGAAGCUGAAUGCUACUUACAUUAUUAGUGUUGCUCGGAAGCUUGGGUGUUCCAUAUUUUUGUUGCCUGAAGAUAUUAUGGAGGUAAACCAGAAGAUGAUGCUUAUGCUCACAGCCAGUAUCAUGUUAUGGAGCCUUCAACAACAAGCAGAGUCAUCUCCAUCUCCUUCAGUUACUACCCCUGAUAUAUCCCCUGCACCUUCCAUAAAUGGUGAUAUCUGUACUCUUGAUGAAUCUCCUGCACCAUCGAUUAAUGGUGAUGCUUCUCCAAACCCAGCUGUCAUUAUGACCCCUGAUCAAUCGCCUGCACCCUCUGUUAAUGGCGAGGAUGAAUGUUCUCUGGACGGUGACAUCUCAAACAUGACACUUGACGAGGAAGCUAGACUCAGCGUCUCUGCUACCAGUCAUUCCUCAGCUGCACCUUCCGUUAAUGGCGACGAAGUUAAUGGUGAGGACAAAGGUGCUGCUAGUGGUGAUGAAGUCUCGAGCAACAUCUAAAACAUGCGGUUGCCUCACAAGUCGAUGAUCAUAUGCAUACUUUACUACAACGAUGAAAAGUGAUUGCUUUAUAUAUAUAUGCGGUCAUUUGAACAACAGGUGGGGGGAAGAGGCAAAACCAACAGAAAGGUUUUCAUAGAAUGUGUACAAUGAUGAGAUAGAGCCAUAAAUGCAGAAUUAUACAACAGAUAUUGCCAUAGUAAAGAAAAAGGAAAAAAAAAGGAGCUUGUUUUAUACCUUGUUACUUUUUUGCCCCAUGUAUAAAUAUAAUUUCGUUGCUUGCA
Molecule: messenger RNA, 2846 nt
Organism: Daucus carota subsp. sativus
Lineage: Eukaryota; Viridiplantae; Streptophyta; Magnoliopsida; Apiales; Apiaceae
Product: fimbrin-1
Exons: 15
Coding region: 346-2562 (738 amino acids)
Biological process (GO): actin filament bundle assembly; actin filament network formation
Cellular component (GO): actin filament; cytoplasm; actin filament bundle
Molecular function (GO): actin filament binding
Source: RefSeq, a predicted model, not a curated record